Molecule: messenger RNA, 3045 nt
Organism: Poeciliopsis prolifica (blackstripe livebearer)
Lineage: Eukaryota; Metazoa; Chordata; Actinopteri; Cyprinodontiformes; Poeciliidae
Gene: plk4
Product: polo-like kinase 4 (Drosophila)
Exons: 15
Coding region: 160-2805 (881 amino acids)
Biological process (GO): protein phosphorylation
Molecular function (GO): ATP binding; protein binding; protein kinase activity
Source: RefSeq, a predicted model, not a curated record
UAUUUUCAAAAUGGAAGAAAUGUCAGAGUUUUGGAGGGGAACGAAAACGCUAAGUUUCUUUACCUUCUGAGAGCGGCUUCUACGGGGCUCCAUGAUUUCUGUCGACCGAAGAUCAUUUUCAGAAAUCGGCGCUGAUCUGCGAGAUCGAAAUCCAGCAGGAUGAGCGUUUCAAUCGGCGACAAGAUCGAGGAUUUUAAAGUCCUCACCCUCCUUGGCAAAGGCUCGUUUGCAUGUGUUUACCGGGCAAAAUCUGUCAAGACUGGACUGGAGGUUGCAAUCAAAAUGAUCGACAAGAAAGCGAUGCACAAAGCUGGGAUGGUCCAGCGUGUGACAAAUGAGGUGGAGAUUCACUGCAGACUGAAGCAUCCUUCUAUCCUCGAGCUCUACAACUACUUUGAGGACAGCAACUACGUGUGUCUGGUGUUGGAGAUGUGCCACAACGGGGAGAUGAGUCGGUACGUGAAAGAGAGGAAGAUGCCUUUUUCAGAAGAUGAAGCCAGACACUUCAUGCAUCAGAUCGUGAAGGGAAUGCUGUAUUUACACACUCACGGCAUCUUGCACCGCGACCUGACCCUGUCCAAUCUGCUGCUGACCAGCAACAUGAACAUUAAAAUAGCGGACUUUGGCCUGGCAACUCAGCUCAAGCUGCCCAAUGAAAAGCACUUCACCAUGUGUGGGACCCCCAACUACAUCUCCCCGGAGGUGGCCACCCGCAGCGCUCACGGCCUGGAGUCCGACGUCUGGUCUCUGGGCUGCAUGUUCUACGCCUUCCUGACGGGCCGCCCUCCGUUUGACACCGACACGGUCAAGCACACCCUGUCCAAGGUGGUGCUCGGGGACUACGAGAUGCCGAGCCACGUUUCGUUAGAGGCUCAGGACCUGAUCCACCAGCUGCUCCAGAGGGACCCCGCGCUGCGGCCCAGUCUCUCCGCCGUGCUGGACCACCCGUUCAUGACCCAGAACCUGCUGGUCAGGACCAAAGAGCUGAGGCUGGGUGACGACAGCUCCAUAGACAGUGGCAUCGCCACCAUCUCGACAGCGUGCACGUCUUCCGUUUCCGCCAGCAGCAGCACCCGCCUCCAGCGGCGAACCAAGCACGCGAUUGGGCCGGCGCUGCCGAACCGGAUGACGUACGUUCCUCCGCGGCAGCCGAGCAGCUUCGACGACGCGGACGGGUCCCGAGGACGGGCCGCUCACUUCGGAGAGACCGGACAGCCGUAUUCCAGGUUCCUCCGAAGGGCUCACUCAUCGGACCGCUGCGGUUCUGCAGAACCAGGGCUGACCUCCUCGCAGCAUGAGCUGGGCAGAUGCCAUUCAGAGGAGACUCUGACAGCGGUGGGACGGCCCUUCUUCCCCUCAUCCUCCACUCCUCAUCCGUUUUCAGACCAUGGAAGGCUUCCCUCUCCUCCCGUCAAGCAGCCCGCGCACUCAGGAUAUCUGCCGGCUCAGAUUGUUUACCCACCAAGCUCCCACUAUCAGGACCUGGACGGAGUUUCUAACUGGCUCAACAGUGAAGGGUCCGGCCCGAGGCCCACAGACGGCAGCGGCGGCAGCUUCCACAGCAGGGGACCCCCCGGGGUCCACAGCUCCUGGUCCGAGCCCGCGGGCCGAGGUCCGCAGCCGUAUCCCGAAUCGUCCCGGGACAUCUCGGCGGGAACGGACUUCCAGCCUCCUCACAGCAGGGAGCAGAAGAAGAAAAGUCUGAGAGACGUUGUGUCUCCGCUGUGUGUCCACAGACUGAAGCCCAUCAGGCAGAAAACCAAAAACGCAGUUGUGAGCAUCCUGGAAACAGGUGAGGUCUGCAUGGAGCUUUUAAAAUCCCAAAACGGCCAGGAAAGGGUUAAAGAGGUCCUGCAGAUUUCCUGCGAUGGCGCCAUGGUGACGAUAUACCAGCCCAACGGCGGGAAGGGGUCACCGGUGCUGGACCGCCCGCCAGCGCCCCCAGAGGACAUUCUCAUCUGCAGCUACGACGACCUUCCAGAAAAAUACUGGAAGAAAUACCAAUACGCCUCCAAGUUUGUGCAGCUUGUAAAAUCCAAAACUCCGAAAGUGACUCUAUACACCAAGUUCGCCAAAGUGAUGCUGAUGGAAAACUCCCCGGACGCGGACCUGGAAGUCUGUUUUUACGACGGAGCAAAGACCCACAAGACGUCGGAGCUGGUGCGAGUGGUGGAGAAGAGCGGGAAGUCGUACACGGUGAAGGGAGAAGUGGGUCUGAGCGGCCUGAGCCCGGAGAGCCGGCUCUAUGUGGAGCUGUCCGACGAAGGCCAUAGCAUGUGUCUGUCACUAGAGGCCGCCAUCACGGCGGAGGAGCAGCGGAGCGCCAAGAAAGUCCCGUUCUUCCCCAUAACGAUCGGCAGGAGGCCGGCCAGCUCAGAGUCUUCAUCCUCCGGGUCGGCGCCAUCACGGCCGGUUCCUCCUGAUUUGGCGACGCCUCCUAAACCUCCACACAUCACUCCUUCAAUGAUUUCCUACGACGGGUCGGAUUUCACCUCAGCCAGCUUGAGUAAAAAAUGCUCCCAGGACUCGGGUCAGAGCGCAGGAAAGGUGGUGAAGUCGAUAUUCGUGCCCAACGUCGGAUGGGCGUCCCAGCUGACCAGUGGAGAGGUGUGGGUCCAGUUCAACGACGGCUCCCAGCUGGUGGUGCAGGCCGGAGUCUCCUCCAUCACUUACACGUCAGCAGAGGGCAGAGUCACCAGGUACAAGGAGAACGAGAAGCUGCCUGAACACGUCAAAGAGAAGCUGCACUGCCUCUCCACCAUCCUCAGCCUGCUGGCCAAUCCGGUGCCUCGUCACGCGCAUUAGCCGCCCGCAGGAAACCCCACGUUAGCAUUAGCAGCCGCCAGAUCGUCGCCGCUACGCUGUAAAUAUUCUGUCUGUAUCUUUGCUCUUUUUCUCGUUUCAUUUUUUACAUGUACAGAAGACUGAUUAUGAAAAGAUUUUAUUUUUAUAACAUGUUUAUAGAGUCUAAAAUAGCCGUGUUGCAAAGUUUUUCUGUCUCAUGAACUUGGAGAUGCAAUAAACAUCUGGAGGUGGAGAACUAGA